This is a messenger RNA of Dermochelys coriacea (leatherback sea turtle), 4918 nucleotides long. RefSeq names its product deleted in malignant brain tumors 1 protein-like. The record is from RefSeq and is a predicted model, not a curated record. Gene Ontology annotation, cellular component: membrane. The transcript has 15 exons. The coding region runs from base 10 to 4032 and encodes 1340 amino acids. NCBI's taxonomy places the organism in Eukaryota, Metazoa, Chordata, Testudines, Dermochelyidae.
GACUGUGCUAUGAACAUGGGAUUUCGCGGGUGCCUCCUGCUCCCAGAUGGGCACCCCCUUGGCAGGAGCUCAGCUGCCUGUGCUGGAGCUGGGAACACAAGGAUCCCCAUCCUCCUGGCCUGGUUUUGGGCUUCCAUGACAGGAUUCUCCUUGGCAGACUCAGGCAUUUCAGAAGUGGCUCAGCUCCGACUGGUGAACGGCCGGAGUCGCUGCUCUGGCAGAGUCGAGGUGCUUCACAAGCAGCAGUGGGGAACCGUGUGUGAUGACAGCUGGGAUUUAACUGAGGCCAGAGUGGUGUGCAGGCAGCUGGGCUGUGGGACGGCGUUAUCAGCCCCACGUGAGUCUCGGUUUGGACAGGGAACUGACCGUAUCUGGCUGGAUGAGGUUAACUGCACAGGGACAGAAGCUGCCCUCUCCGAAUGCAGGGCUAGGCCUUGGGGAGAGCAUAACUGUAACCACGUGGAAGAUGCCAGUGUUGUGUGCUCAGACUCAGGCAUUUCAGAAGUGGCUCAGCUCCGACUGGUGAACGGCCGGAGUCGCUGCUCUGGCAGAGUCGAGGUGCUUCACAAGCAGCAGUGGGGAACCGUGUGUGAUGACAGCUGGGAUUUAACUGAGGCCAGAGUCGUGUGCAGGCAGCUGGGCUGUGGGACGGCGUUAUCAGCCCCAGGGGGGUCUCGGUUUGGACAGGGAACUGACCGUAUCUGGCUGGAUGAGGUUAACUGCACAGGGACAGAAGCUGCCCUCUCCGAAUGCAGGGCUAGGCCUUGGGGAGACAAUAACUGUAACCACGUGGAAGAUGCCAGUGUUGUGUGCUCAGACUCGAUCAUUCCAGACCCAGGUCCUCUCCAACUGGUGAACGGCCCCAAUCGCUGCGCUGGGAGAGUUGAGGUGCUUCACAACCAUCAGUGGGGAACUGUGUGUGAUGAUGGCUGGGACAUAACUGAUGCUGGAGUCGUGUGCAGGCAGCUGGGCUGUGGGACAGCCUUAUCAGCCCCAGGGCGGGCUCACUUUGAGAGAGGAUCUGACACCAUCUGGCUGGAUGAGGUUAACUGCACAGGGACAGAAGCUGCCCUCUCCGAAUGCAGGGCUAGUUCUUGGGGAAAGAGUAACUGUCACCACGGAGAAGAUGCCAGUGUUGUGUGCUCAGACUCAGCCCUUCCACACCUGGCUGAGGUGCGAUUGCUGGACAGCCCAAGUCGCUGCUCUGGGAGAGUUGAGGUGCUUCAUAACCAGCAGUGGGGAACCGUGUGUGAUGACAGCUGGGACAUAACCGAUGCCGGAAUCGUGUGCAGGCAGCUGGGCUGUGGGACGGCGUUAUCAGCCCCAGGGAGGGCUCAAUUUGGACAAGGAUCUGGGCCAAUUUUGCUGGCUGAGGUUAACUGCGCAGGGUCAGAAGCUGCCCUCUCUGAAUGCAGGGCUAAGCCUUGGGGAGACCAUAACUGUCACCACACAGAAGAUGCCAGUGUUGUGUGCUCAGACUCUGGUAUCUCAGAAGUGGCUCAGCUCCGACUGGUAAACGGCCCGAGUCGCUGCUCUGGGAGAGUCGAGGUGCUUCACAACCAGCAGUGGGGAACCGUGUGUGAUGACAGCUGGGAUUUAACUGAGGCCAGAGUCGUGUGCAGGCAGCUGGGCUGUGGGACGGCGUUAUCAGCCCCAGGAAGGGCUCAAUUUGGGCGAGGAUCUGACCGUAUAUGGCUGGACGAUGUUCAGUGCACAGGGACAGAAACUGGCCUUUCCGAAUGCAGAGCUCGGCCUUGGGGAGACAAUAAUUGUCACCACGGAGAAGAUGCUGGUGUUGUUUGCACAGACUCUGGCAUCUCAGACGUGACUCAGCUGCGAUUGGUGAAUGGUUCGAGUCGCUGCGCUGGGAGAGUCGAGGUGUUUCAUAACAAGAAGUGGGGAACCGUGUGUAAUGACAGCUGGGACCUACAGGAUGCUGGAGUCGUGUGCAGGCAGCUGGGCUGUGGGACAGCAUUAUCAGCCCCUGCCGGGGCUCACUUUGGGCAAGGAUCUGACCAUAUCUGGCUGGAUAAUGUCAACUGCACAGGGUCAGAAGCUGCCCUCUCCCAAUGCAGGACUAGCCCUUGGGGAGACAGUAACUGUACUCACGAAGAAGAUGCCAGUGUUGUGUGCUCAGACUCAGACAUUUCAGAGCAGACUUCUCUCCGACUGGUGAACGGCCCAAAUCACUGCACUGGGAGAGUCGAGGUGCUUCACAACCAGCAGUGGGGAACCGUGUGUGAUGAUGACUGGAACCUACAGGAUGCCAGAGUCGUGUGCAGGCAGCUGGGCUGUGGGACGGCGUUAUCAGCCCCAAUCAGUGCUCACUUUGGGCGAGGCUCUGACCCCAUCUGGCUGGAUGACGUUCACUGCACAGGGACAGAGGCUACCCUCACCGAAUGCAGGGCUCGGCCUUGGGGAGUCAAUAACUGUCACCACAGAGAAGAUGCUGGUGUUGUGUGCUCAGACUCAGACAUUUCAGAGCAGACUCAGCUCCGACUGGUGAACGGCCCGAGUCGCUGCGCUGGAAGAGUCGAGGUGCUUCACAACCAGCAGUGGGGAACCGUGUGUGAUGACAGCUGGGAUUUAACUGAGGCAAGAGUAGUGUGCAGGGAGCUGGGCUGUGGGACGGCGUUAUCAGCCCCAGGCAGGUCUCAAUUUGGGCGAGGCUCUGAUCCCAUCUGGCUGGAUGAUGUUCACUGCGCAGGGACAGAAGCUGCCCUCUCCCAAUGCAGGGCUCGGCCUUGGGGAAUCCAUAACUGUCACCACGGAGAAGAUGCCAGUGUUGUGUGCUCAGACUCAGCCAUUCCAGAGCAGGCUCCAAUCCGACUGGUUGAUGGUUCUAGUCUCUGCGCUGGGAGAGUCGAGGUGUUUCACAACCAGCAGUGGGGAACCAUCUGUGAUGACAACUGGGACAUAACAGAUGCCGGAGUUGUGUGCAGGCAGCUGGGCUGUGGGACGGCGUUAUCAGCCCCUGGAAGAGCUCAGUUUGGACGAGGAUAUGACCCUAUCUGGCUGGAUGACGUUCACUGCACAGGGACAGAAACUACCCUCUCCCAAUGCAGGGCUCGGCCUUGGGGAGACAAUAACUGUCACCAUGGAGAAGAUGCUGGUGUCAAGUGCUCAGGCUCAGGCAUUUCAGAAGUGGCUCCACUCCGAUUGGUGAACGGCUCGAGUCGCUGCGCUGGGAGAGUCGAGGUGCUUCAUAACCAGAAGUGGGGAACUGUGUGUGAUGACACCUGGGGCUUGUCCGAGGCUGAAGUCGUGUGCAGGCAGCUGGGCUGUGGGACAGCAUUAUCAGCGCCACAUGGGGCUCACUUUGGACAAGGAUCUGACCAUGUGUGGCUGGAUGAGGUUCAUUGCACAGGGGCAGAAGCUGCCCUCUCUGAAUGCAGGGCUAAGCCUUGGGGAGAGCAUGGCUGUAACCCCGGAGAAGAUGCCGGUGUUGUGUGCUCAGAUCAGGGCCAGCUGAGGCUGCGGCUGACAAGUGGCCCAAGCUCCUGCUCCGGGCGAGUGGAGGUGCUGAUUAACAACACCUGGGGUGCCGUGUGUGAUGCCGGCUGGGGCCUGCCGGAGGCGGGGGUUGUGUGCAAGCAGCUGGGCUGCGGCACGGCACUGUCAGCCCCGGGCGUUGCUCAGUUCGGUCACGGGGCCAGCGACAUCUGGCUGGAGGGCGUGAGCUGCUUGGGCCAGGAGUCUCUCAUCACUGAGUGCCAGCUGAGCCGGCUGGGUCCCGGACUGUGUGGCCGUGGCUCCGAGGCCAGCGUGGUGUGUGCUGGGCAGGCCGGCUCUGGGCUGCUCUGGUCCGUGCUCCUCAGCCUAGUUGCUGUCGCUGUGCUGAUCUGCGGGGCCCUGCUCUGCUGGAGGAUGCGUCAGGACAGAGCUGCUAGGAACCCCCUGGGCCAUGUGCAUCUGGAGGAGCUGGGGGCUCCAGGUACCCCACCCCAGCCCCAGGAAACGGCAAAUCCAGAAGCCCCUGAGGAGCCGGACAACGAGAUGACCUGGCUGGUGAGGGAAGAUGUGGUGCUGUGAGAGCCACAUGCCAGCCAGGCUGGGCUGGGCUCAGCCUGCAGUGAGAGACGAGCCAGUGGGAUCCUGCACAGAGCAGCCCCAGGGCUGCCAGCUGCCUGGGCUGUGGGGACACCGAUGGGGCUCCUCUGGGGGCUGGGAGUCUCCACUCCCCCUGUGGAGUCCCUGGCACCAUUGUCCCCCACAGCUAACUUGGAAGUUAGCUCCAACCCCUGCUCCACCCCACCUUCAGCUUUCCCUGGUGUAGCUCCCAGCAGCUCCCAUGCCCAUCCCUGAGCAGCCUGUGCCCAGUCAUGCAGACAGCAUGUGGUGCGCCAUGGAGAACCAUUGUCAGGUGCACAGGACAGCCGGUUCCUUCCCCACGCAAUGACCAUCCCAACAUUUAAAUGAGCUAUGGGGAGAGACUGACUAUGGGUGUCUGCCUGUGCCCGAUGUGCCAGACUCUGGUAAAGCCUGGUGUUCUUGUCUGUCUGUACCCAAUGCCUCCUGAGCUCGGGGCACCAGGCCCUGUCUGUCCGUGCAGCAGCCAGCCCGGGCCCCCAGUAAAUGAUCAUUACAGUUUCUAGUGUGUAGAUAAGGUGCAGAACUGAGUGCAGCUGCAUGAUGGUGCCUUGCUUAAUGGAAAGGAAUGGGUUGGGUUACAGAUACAGAGAGCUUCCCUCUAACCUUCCCAAAUUCACUCCCCGCUCUGUCCUGGCCCUCAGUUCUUCCCCGUCCCCUCCUUGUGCUGUAUAAAGACCCUGCGGUAAUAUUACACAGCUAGACAUAGAGACGGCAGUUGUAUCCAGACACGAGCCCCACUGCACAUUUCACAGGGGAUGAUGUUUGGGAACAACCACAUUAUUCCCCCUUCUCUUUGUGUUUAGUAGCAUACUGACAGCUGAAACCU